Messenger RNA from Amoebophrya sp. A25, 6456 nucleotides. The record is from the annotation of a GenBank genome assembly. NCBI's taxonomy places the organism in Eukaryota, Dinophyceae, Syndiniales, Amoebophryaceae.
AGAAUGGAGUUCAGUUGCAGGAAAAGUAGUCGUAGCAACAGUAGGUAGACAAAUCACGGCCUGUAAGAAGACUCGGAAUCUCAACUAAGUAGGACUGAAUCAUAUGCAAACAUAUGCAUAAGAAGCUUCCUAGAGCUUAUGGAAGCAUUCGGAAAAUCACACUCACCUAUCUGACGUAUCAUCGAGCUAUCACUAACAUGCCGGUAAAAGUACUGCUGCGUCCCCAUUAUCUUUCAGAAAAGCAGACGCUCCCAGUGAACGCAGUUGCGAGGAUGAUUUUGGGUGUGUCGCGCGGCAACGUGACUGGCUGACCUGUAAUCUCGCAUUUUAAUAUAUCGAGAUAGGGCCAACUGGACCUGGACGGAAAACGUUGUUACUACGUCAAUUUUCCGCAAGCACGGGAUCAUCUACUUGAGUACCCUGAAAGAACGACUUGACCUGGAAAGACGACGCGCCGAAGGUGCUUUUUCCUAGGAAACGCGUGACGCUUGUGACGGUGAUACGCUAAUGUCUCAGAAGUUGUCUUAGCGGGCUUCCAUGGUGCGGGACUUCUAGUUGCUAUUUUGGUGCUGGUGCUGGUGUGUGCUAGCGACUGAGGUCGAUAAUAAUCAUUGAGGAUAUUGGAGAUCUACGUCGCCGCGAUCGCUGAUCACUACUGCAUCGUGCUGCUUCUUCCUAUCUCAUGGAUUCAGACUUUACCUAUUCCUGCCUGUCCUCCGAUUACGUCGCCUUUUCGUAGAAGCUUGCCAUCCCGCCGCCGGAAAGGUGCAAUUUAGUAAGCGACCGACAGCAGAUACCUGCAACGAACUGUACCGUACGAAUUCACGGGGUAGUAUAUCAAUGUCCGUAGGGUCAGGGCUACCGACGCCAGCACGAGAAGAAAAGCUAGUCAUUGAGAGUUUUUUCUGCAUCAAGUGACAGAACUGCGUGUAUCGUCUUCUUGAAUCACCGAAAAAGACGCAGCGCCUACGCAUCUACAGGCACUGACGCUAUCGACAGGCUUGAUGCGCAGCAUCCGAUUCAGCGAAGUCUUUACAACGUCAACGUCUUUACAACGUCAACCUCGUGUAGUCGUGUACCAUCAACUGGAAGCAUAUGAAAAUUUUGUCUGUGGCGUGAUUUCAAAAACGAAGAGAAGCAGGCUGCUCCUGUCUUUUGGUGUGACCCUGAGCACGGCACGGGACGACACGAGACAAGUUUCUCUGACUACAGCGUCCUCGUUGAAUAGUACCCCGAACACCCGUUUCGGCUCCGAGGCCUCCUGGGAGUAAGUACGACCACCAGUUUUGCAAGAAUGCCGGAAGUACAACAAGGACGGAAGCCGGACCUUGUUCCGGGGGCUCGUCGUGAUAAUUGGAACGUACCCCAUCGCUACGAGCUCGGUCGCUGUAUCGGCAACGGAAGCUACGGAUCCGUCUAUCAAGCGUAAGAAAUUUGAGGAUGCUUUUAUUUGCUAGAGUUAUCAUAACUCUGCGAUGUAUCAUAACUCUGCGAUGGUGUGUUAGCUAGAGUUAUCAUGCGAUGUAUCAAUUUGUGUAUUUCAGAGGAAGCAUGAUAGUAGCCCAUUUUGUCGGGUUUUCAUAACCAGCGCGCCUCUUUCUACUCACUGUAUUGUUAGCGUUUCUCUGUGAAAAAUACUAUGAGGUAUGAUCGGGUAGAGAAGAGGUCAGUGGCGGUAAAAAAAGUGAAAAGGGUAUUCGAGGAUCUCAUAGAUUGCAAGCGAAUUUUACGCGAGAUUGCGAUACUCUCACGGAUCGACGAUCCGAGAAUAGUCAAGGUACCUUGUGUAGUUACUACUGUUCUAUCUUUCUUUGUUUAGUUUACUUGAUCUCUGUUCUUGCGUGGCUGUGCGUGGUUGUGGUUGAAAUAGGAAACCGAAUAAGACUAUGCAAAAAAAUUACUGUUGACUAAUAUAUAAAUAUGCAAGGCCACUAAAACGGUCAUCAUUAUCUUUGUAUCCUCUUCUACGACCACGAAGAAUUGAUCCGCUACCGAAAACCAAACUGUCAAUACAGCUUUAUGACAUCUGCGUCCCUUCGGAUCUAAGCAACUUCACGGAUAUUUAUCUGGUGCUAGAGCUAUGCGAUAGCGACUUCAAGAAGCUUUUUCACUUGCGAGAAUUCCUCACUGAGUGCCACACAACCACGCUUCUUUACAACACGAUAUGCGGGCUCAGGUAUCAUAGUUCGUUGAAAGCACGAAGACAUUUUCAUUAGUAUAAAAGUAAUAAAUUGCUCUACAAAAUUUUUUAUAUGACGCCUGUAGCAGGCAUGCAUAAAGCGUCUGCGUAUGGUGUCGCGUCGUGUUGGAAAGGGCGGCCGCUUUUCGUCGGGUUCUUCAUGAAAAGUUGUCUGCGUAUGGUAUCGCGUCUUGUUCGUUGGGUGUCGUGUCUUGUUCGUUGGGUGUCGCGUCUUGUUCGUUGGGUGUCGCGUCUUAUUCGUUGGGUGUCGCGUCUUGUUCGUUGGAAAGGGCGGCCGUUUUUCGGGAGGUUCUUCACGAAAAGCGGUCUGCGUAUGUAUGGCGUCGUGUCGUGUUGGAGAGGGCGACCGCUUCUCGUGGGGUUUGGUCUGCGUAUUGUGUCGUGUCGUUUUGGACACAGCGGCCGCGUGUUGUCGGGUUCUCCACGAAAAGCGGUCUGUGUACUAUAGUCCGUGUCGCGUCUUGUUGGACAGGGCGACCGCUUUGUUUUCGUGGGCUUCUCCACGAAAAGUGGUCUGUGUAUGGUGUCGUGUCUUGUUGGAUGAAAGGGCGGCCGCUUUUCGUGGGCCGCCUAUGAGAUGGAAGGAAAAGGAUACCUGGAAGUGGAACGUAGUUAGCUGCUAGAUAAAGGUAGGUCGACUAGACAUUUCACGUCAAUGACCGUCUACUCUUGGUUAUUUGGACGAUAGUUCACUACGACCAGGUACUUGCACUCUGCUGGAAUAUAUCACCGAGACAUGAAGCCCGCUAACUGCCUAGUAAACACCGACUGUGGUGUCAAAAUAUGCGAUUUUGGGCUUUCACGAGCGCUCGGAGAAGAGGCGCAAACACUUCCUGGGAUGCAAGACAGGCAAAACCGUGUGCUUCGGAGGCAGCUGACUGGGCAUGUCGUCACUAGAUGGUACAAAACAGGGAAGCUUACUGGCUAUGAAAAUUUUUAUGCAGGCUUGCGAAAAUGAAUAGAUAAGAGUCCCUCCAUUUGCCUGGAGUCCUAGAUAUUCAAGUUGAGAUGAAUUUCUUCCUAUCGACUCAGGUAUAGAGCACCGGAACUGAUACUCCUGCAGGAAAAUUACACCGAGCAAAUUGACGUCUGGUCGCUAGGGUGUAUAUUUGCAGAGCUCCUCGGUACUAUUCAUUAAGGAAUGUUCUCAUGUACUUGAAGCUCAACAUCAUCAAGACAUUGAGGGAAGGUGCUCCUUAGAUUGGCAUUUAUUUGUUUCGUGUAUAUUGAAUCUGGAGAAAAAUGCGGAACAAAAGCUAUCUAUUUGCAAACAUGAAUAUGUGAAUCAUCAUGCAGGUAUGGUCAAGGAGAACAUACCCUACCCGGGGAGCCGUGGACCUUUGUUCCAAGGCGGUUCAUGUUUUCCUCUCUCGCCUGAUCGAAAGCAGCAACAGGACAAGUAGGCGCCUCGUUGAUCAACUUCCUUUUGAUCACCUUUUUACAUAACCUCACUUAGAUGACUUAAUGCAAAAUUUGACCUUGGAGUGGACGGUACACUGCUGGUUUUCUCUGAACAGCCACUUUGUUUGCUUAGGUUUUUUCUUCGAGUUUGCUUUCGCAUCAUACAUCGAUCAAGCAGGUAUAAGUCGUCAAGUAACCGGGAUCAGUUAAACAUGAUAUUCAACAUUCUUGGGACACCCGAUGAGCGUGCGAUACAAAACUUAGAAAAGGAGGACACCCGUCGCUACGUGCGCUGCUUCAAGCAGCGGAAAGCCGUGCCUUUGAACGAAAUCGACCGAUUUAAGGUAGCAGCAUUGUGCGAAUGGUCGUGUGUAACCUCCACUACUGUCAGUCUUGUUCUCGUCUAUCACUGUCUGUGAAUUUCGACUCGCAAGGCGCGUCAUUUCAAUGAAAGAUUGCCCUUCGUUGUCUCCAUUUUAAUAGAGCUAGAAAUGCCCCGCUCGAGAAAUCCAAGUCCAACAUCUUUCUUUCCAACCUUCUUGAUUUUCCAACAGAACGCAUCACCGGAAUGUUUGGAUUUACUGCAGAAGAUGCUAGUUUUCGAACCUUCUGAGCGCAUUAGUGUGGACGAAGCGGUGCAUCAUCCGGUGUUUAAGGGUAUCCGCAAGCCGGAAGAAGAGACGGUCGCACCGGCAAAAAUCGUCUUGGACUUUGAAUUAAGGCAGCUUGUUUCUCUAUAAUUACCCAUUUUUAAUACCAAGAAAUACAGAACGUGUUCGUCUAUAAUUUGCCAUCUUCAUUAGGUAUUAGAUUCUGAAGGUGUUUCCCCAUUUAGCAAGAGGAAAAGAAGUGGUUCCGAGGUGCUGGUCAAAAUUUUGAGUUUGGGCGCUCUAAUCGAAGCAGAACCGGAGUUGGACGAAGCACGACUCAGGAAAUACUUCUUGCUCGAAAUUCAGCGGUACCAUCCAGACAUCGAGAUGCCUGCACAUCUCAAAGCACUGUGAGACUGCAUCUUGUGGCGAGGAUUUAUUUUGCUCGAGCUGCGUCGGCGCCAGGGAAAUGUCCGACUGAGGGAUUGUGUGUGCACCAGCAUUCUUCUGGCGGAUUGGGUCGCACUUCGCUUAUGCAUUUUGGGUAGAAGCGGAGGAUGAGGUGGUACUAUUUUUAGAUGUCACAGUCAAUUGGUUGAUACUAUUUUUAGCUUGUGGAAGAUUACGGGCAUGGAGAUUUCGUUACAACUACGUACUGUGCAUAGCAGAUACAUAGUCAACAUCUUUUGUUUCCAGAGAUCACAUCGUAGACUCUGGUGCACUACGAAAAUGUUCUUCUAUCGUUUUUGAUCGUAAGAGAGAUUUAUAGGAAUAGCAGAGUUUUUGCCGUUCGUUCAGUUUUCCCGAUAGAACCAUAGUUCUAAGGGGCGGCAAUACCCACUUUCAAAUGUGAUGUGGGAAUUUAAGAUAUACUCUAGCACAUCUCAUGGUCGUGUCCACGAUAAUCAACCAUAAAUAUGGGAAAUCUCAUCAGAGUUGCUAAAUCAUUUGUUUUUACUACAUUUUUAUCAGAUGCUAGUAGACUUCAGUCGUGUAAUGAUUCCUUCUGUACUUUUUGUAUCUUCAACAUCACUAAGAAAUAGCAAUAUGUCUAUCCUUCCGAUACAAUUUGAUCCUUGGCCUGUAUAAUCCUUCUUUGGCAAUUGAUGUUUACAAUGGUCCAUUUCCUUCGUCUCAUUUAUGCUUACUUUGGUUGUGUUAGCCAGUCACCGCCAGAAACGUGUUUAUGAUUUCUAAAUGCCCGACCUUGCGGCCUAGCUGAGUGCGCACCUCUGCUGUCAUCGCUUAGGUAACAACUAAAUGAGGUUUUGGAAUAAUGUCUCCACAGAAGAACUUGUACGCGAUUUUCUCAUUGAAGCCUCCACGCUAAUAUGACAUAUCUUUCCUGUUCAUAAGAAGUUUCCAUCCACCCCAGCGCAUAUCGGGUGUCAGCCUUUGAAACAUUCAUGUAGCUGUUUAUGCAUACCUCUCGUCUGCCAUCCGAAUUCAUUCAGAAGACCACGUAGGUUGGAGAAUGAGCACCCACCUUUGAAUAUUCAUCCAUCGCCUAGUAUCAACAGUGAACUCGUGACAGUCUGGUUGAGUUCUUUGUUAGAUACAUGGAACGCUUGCGUAUGUUAUUCUGUAGUUCGAACUGUUUUUUGGUUACAUUUAUUUCCGUCUCAUCUGGGGGUUGGCUGGGAGCUACAUUAUCAGGGCCUGGCCGGCGGCGACAGGGAUCGCUCUUCUCGGAUCACACCAGAGGUCAUCAAUAAAUCGAACGCUUUCAAUCAUUUCCAGUAGAUUCUUCAUCUUUCCAUCCACCCACCGCGUUCUACAUUUGCAAGUUGGUAUCAUCUACUCGUAUUUUCGAAGUAUAUCGUGAAAGGCUUGUAUUUGCUGAGUUCUCCGUAAGUAGCAAAGGGACCGGCUGCGACUCAGCGCUCCACCAUGGGAGAGCAAGAACCAAAAGUUCAAUUUAUAGUUAUUAUGGGGUGGAGGCAGUAUGUUUAUGUAGCGUAAAGAUACAUAGCCAAACAAAAAAGUUUGUUUGUUGGCUGCAGUCCAAAGAUUGACAAAAGAAUUGCACAGCAUGUCGAGUCUGUCCUGGCAUAUCACACCAUCUCAGCAUUCUAUUUCUGUGAAACUUUUCAAUUUCAUGUUGUGGUUGUACUCACAUUUAUGAUGUAAGUAAUCUCCUGCAACAUCCACGUUCGGUUGUUGUGGUACACGAUAGAAAUCAAGAAGGGUCACGGUGAAUAAAAGAGAUGUCUGCAGGUGGCUUGGCGCCGGCAUGCAUGACAGGAGAAAAUACAGAUUCAACAU